Molecule: messenger RNA, 10773 nt
Organism: Lucilia sericata (common green bottle fly)
Lineage: Eukaryota; Metazoa; Arthropoda; Insecta; Diptera; Calliphoridae
Gene: atos
Product: serine-rich adhesin for platelets
Exons: 9
Coding region: 1136-6622 (1828 amino acids)
Source: RefSeq, a predicted model, not a curated record
UCAAAAUGCUUAAUAUAGAAGAGAAACAUUAACUGUUGUUGUUGUUGCUUCUUUAUAACAUUAAUAAGGAAGUGUGAUAAAAAUAAUAAAAUCAAUUUAUUUGUUAACAAAAAAAAAUAAGUUUUAAAAGAAAAUUUAAUGUGUUUUAAAUAAAAGAAAAUUUCGAGUUGUUAUUUGUUCAGGAAUGAACAAAAAACUGCGAAAAAACUUGUUUAAUAAUCACGUUUCAAUGACAGUUGCUAUUAAAAAUAACCUAUAAAAUUAUUAAAAUAAAAAAAAAAUACAAUAAAGAUAAAUGUUUCUAAGAAAAAGGGUUUUGUCAAGGCGAUUUUAUAAGUUGAAGUACAAAACUAAUCCUAUACUAGCUCAAGUCCAAGACAAAUACAGAAAAUUGGGGCAAAUUCGAGUUUGACAGCCUUGAAAUAAAUUCUCUUGAACCUGCAGCGCAAUUAUUUAUUUGCAAACAAAUCACUAAAAUAACAAAUUAAAAUAAACUAUUUCAAAUUAAAAAAAAAAUCGAAAAGAAAAUAUAAAUUAAAAAAAACGCAAUUAGUAAAUGAGUGAAAUAAUUACAACAAACACAAUAGUGACAAUUGGAACAAAUCCAAUGUUUUUAAAAACUAUUGUAAAACAACAACUCAACAUUUGCAACAUUAAUUAUAAUUAUACAACAACAAAACAGAUAAACACAGUAAAAAAUGAAAAUAUUACAAUAAUUUCCCUCUUCAAGUUUAAAACAAAUUAUUGAAAAUUAAAAGGAUUAAAAAAAAAACUUUGUUUUAAGUUUACUUUGGAAUUUGAGAACUCACUUCUUUCUCUCUCUCUCAUUCUCUCUUAAGUGAUUUUUAAGUGAGUGUGACCUCAACGUUAAUUAUCACCGAGAAAAAGGAGCAAAGCGUAAUGAAAACAGCAGCAUAAUGUUUCAAUUUAUACUGACAAUGGUUGUUAUAUAACCCAGUUGGCCGUUUAAUUGCAGGCAGCAAGUUUACAACAAAAGAUUGUGUUCUAUAGUUGGAAAAGAAAAGCCAGACAGACAGAAGGCCUCUUCCGUUUUGAGCGAGAUUGACAGAAACAACAAAACAAGACAACGAGACAAAAUUCGUUUUGUUAGGAAAUUGUUUAAAAAGCUGCCAUUAUGAUACCAACAACCGCAACAAGUUCUUCACCACCCAUUGCCUCCGUUGGAAGCAUUGGUAAUCAAUUAAAUAAUUCACCCCCUAUACCCGGUAGUGCCAAUGCCAGCAAUGGAGCCAGCGCAGCGGCUGGCAUAGGACAAGGAAAUAUAAGCGCUUUUCUAGGUAUAGCAUCAUUGAUUUUGGAGGGUAGAGCCUUAGCUGAAGAUGAAUAUGCCAUACAGACAACACGUAAUGAGUUUAAAACAUCUUUGGGCGCCAAUACGGCCGACUGUGGUCGACAAUCACCCAAACCUUCAACAUCAAGAGCGGCUUUUGGCGAAAACAUGGGCAGUUCGAUGGGUCCAAUAGCUACUAGUACAUUUUCCAUUGAUUUGGCCAAUUAUUUGGGACGUAAGUCGUCAAAUUCACCCGAUUCAACAACUUCUUCAUUUUUGAGAGACUACUACAGCAGUAGUAGUGAGAGUGCUUCGUCGUCUGUGGAGAGUAAUCAUAGUCGUUGGUCGCAAAAACUAAGUCAAUUGAGACAAGAAUCUCCUAGUGCCCAUCAUCAUGUUUUGGCGCCCAGACAGCGUAUAGCUGUUGAAUGCCCCAGAGGCUCAGAUGCGGAAUAUGUGGCCUUGUCCAUAAAUACCGAACAUCAUGGUACGCAUGAAGAUAGAAGAGGUGGCGAUUUUGAGAUUCUACGCAGAAUGUCCAUUAAUCAAAUGAAUUUUUAUAAUUCUCCCAAUUCUAUGGGAGGUGGUGGUGGUGGUGGAGUUGUAGUAGGUGGUAGCGGUAGCGGUGGUUCUAGCGAAAAUUUCAUGUGCUCUUUACAAUCUCUAGCCAGCAAUACUUGUCUACGUGUUGGCAAUCCCCUAUUAGUCAACAACACUUCACCUCCCAGAUAUUCAAAUAAUAGACAAAUUUCUUCCUCCUCACCUAGAUUUUCCACACCACCACAACAUCAACAAUUAGAUAUUUCAACUGGUUCAGCCAGCAGUAGUUCUAGUAGUAGCAGUGCUGGUGUGGGUGGUGCGAUUUCAGCCAAUUCCUGGUACAAUUCUUCAACUCCCCAUCUGGCCAAUAGCAGUAGCAAUAACAGCUCAAACAAUAAAGAAUAUUUAUUACGUCGAACUAGUACAACAACCCAACGUAUGGCUAUACCUUCUGCUCAAACGGCCAGCAAUAAUAAAACUAUUAACUCUUCUACACCCAACCAAAAUUUACAUUCGAAUAUUUUUAGUCGAAAUUCUCUUAUUAUACCUUCGGUUACUACUACAAACUCAAACUCUGGAACAGUAAUAACAACACUAUCGCCGAUGACAUCAUCUCCAGCCACUGCAAGUCGUAAUCAAACAUACCCGCAACAGGGUCCACACUGUGAUCAGUUCCUUAGAAAAAUGGGACUAGCCAAAGGUGAUGCCUUAGAAACUGAGGAACACCACUGUGAUAUGUCGUACGUUAACAUAACGUGCACACGUUGGCGUGCCUAUUGUAUUAAAAUGGAAAAUAUUUUAGCUCGUGGAGAGCCCAUAUGCAUUGAAGUAUAUUUGGGCCCAGUCGGUAAUAAAAUCUUACUGGAACAAUGGAUAAUAACACAAAAAGAAAAACAACCACCGCCUACAAUGACGCUGCCCUCAUUGUGUAGUGCCAUACGCAGUCAAUUGUAUUUUUCGCAAAUCAGUGCCUGGUGUGAUCUUAUUAAGAAAUCGGACAAGACCAUUUAUGAAACCGGUCGCGUUAUCUACACCACACCACAACAAACAACAACAAGUGCAGCUGGCGAUUUGGCAACUACAACAGCAACAACAAACAAUGCAAUAACAACAGCACCGACAGCAACAUCAACUACCUCAAUGCUGCAACACCCCACAGCCAUAACACCAUCAUCAAAUAGUGGAAAUAUUGGCAAUGUUAUUGGUGGUGGUGGCGGGGGUGUCGGUAUUACAGCAGGAGUAGGGAGCGGUAAAAAACGACCAUCAGCACCACGUUUAAAUAUUUUCUAUCGUAUAAAACAAUACGAUAGCACUGCUUGCUUUAAUUCAAAACCGAAUGUACACAAUUUUCCAAAUGUCAAUAUUACGGAAAAUUGUAGCGUAUCGGUUUGUCUAAAAAGUCUUCCACGUAUUACGGGGGGUAUACCAAAAGUUGGCACAUUAACAGCAACACAACAGCAACAGAAUCCAACAACAAGUGGAUUGACAGCUGCAACAACGGCAACACCACCCGUAAAUUCUGCAACACCAACGUGUUUAGCAGCUAAAAAUAAAACAAAAGCGGCAACAGCGAAAGCAACAACAUCAGCAAACGUUGCAGCAGCAGCAGCGACGUCUGCAACAACAUUAACAACAAAUGCCAACAACAAAUCAACAAUUUUAAUAAUGAACUGUGAUAAUAAUUUAAAGGAACAUCAGCAACAAAAACAAUUAACUGCCUCCACUUCUUCUUCACUUUGCUCCUCCUUUUCUGUGAAUGGUAAAAAUUGCAAAAAAUCUUCUGGCCAACAGCUAGAUUUUCAAGAUGCAGAUUUUGAAUUUGAUGAUCAGCACAUUGAUUUAAGUGCCGGUGGUGAUAAUAGCACAAUUUCAUGUGGGGGCAGUGCCAGUGUUGGUGAUUGUGAUAGUUCCAAUUCCUCAUUUAGUACAAACAACUAUGGAAAUCUUUCACAUCGUGAAAAGCAACUCCUCAAAUAUCGUAAACGCAUGUUGAAACGAGACAAAAAACAACAAUUGCGUAGUAAAACCAAUGAAAUUACUUCCGCAACAAAUCAAAAACAAGAAGAUACGGAUAAUAAUGUUAAUAAUAAAAUGGAACAAGGAGAAGAUGAUGAUGAUGAUGUGGAUGGUGAAGGUGAAGGUGAUGAUAGGGUUGAUGAUGUGAAUGACGAUGAUGAUGAUGGCAAUAAUAGUGAUACCGCCGAUCGUAUAGAAAACAAAUCUAGCAUUAAUAGUUUAGCAGCAAAAGGCCAAAGACAACAACAAUUACCAAAUAAUCAUAUAAAUAGCAUUCCUUCUACAAAUCAACUACAAUUGCAACAGCAGCAGCAGCAGCAACAUCAUCACCAACAAGUCAAAAUGAUCUCAACUGGUACUCAAACUAUCACCAACACUUGUACAGCUUGUGGUUUCGAAAAGUCAAUGAUAUGUCUAAAGUGUAACCCUCUAAUAAAAGUUAAUAGUGAUGAAGAAAUCAUGGAUGCUGAGACCUCAUCAGCCAGUAGUUUAAGUAGUAGUGAUAUUAUACAUACACCACGUAAUAACGCCGAAUUAUUAUUACAAGCCAUACAACGUACACCGAAGUCAAAUAAGAAACAUAAACAUAAAUCCAAAGACUCAAAUCAAAUGGCUGCCAUAAAACAACCAACAAUAAACAGCAAUAGUAGUAAUAAUAUUAGAAUUUCAUCUAGCCAAAACUCCAGCACUAUGAAUGGUAAUGGUGGCAACAACAAUAGCCAUAGUGGUAGUGGCGUCAUCAAUGGUAGCAGCAACAAUCUUAACAAUCUAGUGGUUGGCUGUCAGUUAUGCAAACGUCAAAAGACCCAACAUCAUUUUAAUCAGCCGUCAGGAGAGGAUUUGUCUUCAGAAGAUAAUAAUUCUUCCUUGAAGUCUGUGGAUAAAAAUAUUAACUCAUUAAAUGAACAUACGGAUGCUGCUGGUGAUGAUGCCGAAGAUGGCGAUGGUGGUGAUAAUGAAACGGAUGGUGGGAAAGUUUUUUCAGCUGAUUGUGUGGAUAAUGUAGCGAUUGUGGUGGACGCACAACAUGCGGAUGACUAUAAUGUGAGAAAAAUGUCAACAUCAGAAAAAUCGUGCAGCGAUCAUGAAGUAAUGGAAGAAGAAUAUUUUGAAACCUCCACAAAACUAACACCCCACAUAGAUCGCUGUUCUUUGAACAGCAAAUCGUAUUACGCUCAAAUUCCCCGACCAAGUGCCAAUGGCAGCACGGAUAGAAUAGAAUAUCAGCAACAACGUUCAUGCUCAACACCACCCUUACAAGAGCAAACAGAAAAUUCUUCUUGUAGCAACAACGAUACCACCAAUUCCUCGAUAAUGAUGAUGGCACAAUUUAAAACUCCCACACCAAGUGAACAAUAUCAAAAUGCCAUGAAAAAUAAAAUGCAACAACAACAACAACAACCCCAUAAACAUACACCUAAACCGAAUCUUUUGCAUAUCGCUUGUAAUUUUAAUAAGAACGAAGAACAGCCACAGAAAAACAGCAAAUUGAAUGAUAAUAAUACCCCCACUACUCAUAAUCCAUUAUUGUUAAGACGUAGUUUACCUAAAGUAAAUCUAACACCCAUAUUUUGUAAUCCCAACUCAAUGUUGGUGGUUUCUUCCUCACCCAUACCCAUAGGAAAUGGGGUGUGUAAUGGUACGGGGAAUUCUAUGAAAACAAAGUCGGCGGAUAUUAAUAUUACAGAAGCUUCACCUACAUUUUCAUUUGAAUCACCUUCAAGUCCAGCAACUCCAUCACUGACGGUACAAAAAUCCAACUCAGCUCCCACCCUACCAAAUUCUCCCUCUCUCUCGCCACGUUUUAUUAAAGCUUCAGCCAUAUAUAAAAGAAGAUCUCGUCACUUGUCCGAUCGUUCGGAUCGUUCUUCCUUGGGUUCAGAUGAGCAAUUUUCCGAUGAGGAUAUUGAUUCUGGUAUGUAUAGUCCCUUUGCCACUUCACCCGUCAAGUUGAGAACACGUUUGGCGGCGGUAUUUGGUCGUAAACCUUUGUUGGGUAACUUGGAAGAAUGUCUGUUGCAACGACGUUUGGUGCCUAAAAUUGAAGUAAUGGGUUUUAAAUUGCUAUUGGGCGCCUCGGGCGGUUUUUGUCCCACUCAAUUAACCAUACCAGCGGCUGCCUAUUUUUAUGAACUUAAGGGUGAGACCUUAAGUACUCCUUAUCUGUGUGAAAUACGUUUGCCACGUAAAGGUUAUACGGUGCCACGUUGUGGCACUGUCCAAGCUACUUUAUUAAAUCCCAUGGGUACUGUGGUGCGCAUGUUUGUUAUACCCUACGAUAUGCGUGACAUGCCCACUUUACAUCAAACCUUUAUACGGCAGCGUAUUUUAGCAGAUUCGGGUAUGGAAAGCAAUAAUGAUGCAAAGUCAAAUGGUGUGGACCAGCAGUUUAAUACAAACGAGGAGAAUACUCCCAUGUGUGUAAACAAUAAGCAACAGCAGCCAGAAAAGCCUCAACCUAUGGAACAACCACAACAACAACAACAACGCUCACCUCAAAGUAACAACGAACAUCAUUUAGGACACUUUAUAUCAGCUGAGAAUAUGAAAAGUCUAAGAUAUUCCAUACAUUUGAGAUUCCAAACAUCACGUUCCGGCCGUCUAAUGUUACACACCGAUAUACGUUUACUGAUAUCCAGACGCACCGAUUGUGAUACUGCUGCAGCUCAUGCCAAAGGGGUAUUGGAAGCACCAAAUGAACUUAUUACAAAUACUGUGAUGCCCACAAAUCCCAAAUAUAGUGCACGUCAAGAUCAAACCAGUAGUAAAAUUUAGUAGUUAUUAAAAGCUGCAUGUGUGCCAGUCGAUAUGUUUCAACAGCUGCAACAAAAACUACAACAACGCUGGCAAAGAAUAUGGGUCUAAUUAAACAAUAGAAAAUACCUUCAUAGUAUAAUAAUAAUUCAGAAAAAAUUAAUAAUGGAGUUUAUGCUUAUGUUAACAAGAAAUUUAAAAUUUUAUCAACAAAAUGUUUUUUUAAUAUUUUUCCCUCUCUCCACACACACACACACCAACCACGCUGAAACACGCCUGUUUUAUCUAUGUCACCAAAAUGCCUUUUUUUUAAUUAUAAUUUUUUAUUAUUAUUUAAAUGAUCUGUAUUUUUUUAUAUAUUUUUUUUUAGUUAUUACAAAUUGUUUUAUGUAUAUAAUAUAUUUUGUUAUGUAUUUUUUUAUUUACAAAAAAAGCAAAAAAAAAACUUUGAAAUUUUAAUAGUUUAUGCAAUUCUUUGAAUAUUAAUUCAAAUUAAAACCAUAAUUCUUGUAAACAUUUAAAAAAAAAAAAAUACCAAAAUUUAUAUUGAAACCAAAAAAGUUUCAUCUUUUUUUUUGUAAUUUUCCAAUGGCAGCUUUUUGUUAAGUUUCCUCUUAUUUUAUUUUAGUAUAAAACGAAUUUAAAAUUUUUAAAAAAGAACAUAUUUACUUGGUAUUUAGUAGCUUUUUUUUUUUUAAAUUUUGUUUAAACAAAAAUACUUGUUAUAGUCCACUCUGUUUUAAUUUUUAUAUUUUUCAUUUCCCCAAUCCCGCCCACUGUGUAUAGCAAAAAUGUUUAUGUAUAUUAUUUAUUUUAUUUUUAUUUACUUUAUAUUACAAAUAUACAUCAUACAUACGUACGAAUACAUACAAUUCAAUAUAUAGUAUAUAAUAGAUAUUUAGUAAUUUUAAAUCAAUAUAAUCAAUUUAUUAUGUUGUUUUUUUUUUUUAAUGAGUAUUUUGAAAUAUGUUUUUUUCUUUUAUUAAAUGAAUUCAAUGUAAUUACAAUUGUUUUUUUUUUUUCUUUAUUUUGAUCUUCAAGUUUUGUAUUACGGCUUUUAUAAGCUUUUCUUUGGUUUGCUUUUUGUCAAGUUUGCAAACAAUUUAUGUUUAUGGGGAGGAUGACCAACUAAAGUUUGUUUCCUAGUAAAAGAAGAACCAUUUUAAAGCAUUUAAAUGUUGCUAUCAGGAAAUACCUUAUUAGCAAAUGUUUUGCAAAAAGAGGUUUUAGAAAGGAGCCAAGUUUUGGGAAUAUCCUGAUGACAAAAUAUGGAACCUUUAAACAAGUAUUUGAAAACACAAGGACUUGAAGAUGAUGCCUUGAUAGUUGUAGAACUUUAACUCGGAGACCAUAAGGUCCAUUGUAAUACCCUUCAUAGAGAGUGAAGAUCCAAAUAUAGAGAAGAAGAAGAAAACAAAAAAAGAAAAUAGUUAAUGAGGAGAGAUGAAUAGAAAUAGGUCUAUUCUCAAGGGGCUUUAACCCAGAAGAUUUACAAAUUCAAUUCCCUAAAGAUAGAAAUGUAAGAGAAGAUAUUACUUAUUCCCUUGAUCAAACCUAAUAGACUGCGAGGGUUAAGUCGCACAAUUUCCACCAGUUCGUCAUGGAACGUAUUCCUCAGGCAUUUCAACCUACGAUUUGGUAUUCUAGGACAAUAGCAAAUUAUGUUAUUGUCGCUCUUACUGAUAAAGACCCUUUAGCAUCGCUAUCAGAAUAGACUGCAUUCCACAUCAAAUGUUUGUCAUAAGGUCCUUGAUAUUUUGCCAUCCAUUCUACUAUUCCAGGACUUCUUAAUGAUGUCACGGAUUCUCUCAAAUAUCAAUCUAUAAUAGUGACAGAUGGGUGCUUUUAACAUCCUUUCCCUGUCAACUAUAACAAGGUUUGAAUAAAAGGUAUAUAUGAGGCAUUGCGGAACGGAACGCAGAAACAAACAGCAUUUUGUUUGCCGUUCCGUUACUUAAAUAAUAGUGCAGAAUGUCCACAUUCUCAAAGCACUGAUACGAAAUUCCGAUUGCGUUUGCUGUUGGAAUACCUUUUUUCAAUCGUUGCGUAACUGAAUGAGGAAACAUAAACGAAAUGAUCCAAUUGAACUGUUUCUUACAAAAUCGCUGAAAAAGAAUAAGUUACAGAACUUUUAUUCUUCUUUAACUUCUUCUUUACAUUAGAACCUAAAGAAAGAUGCAUAUAUUCUCUAAAGCUUCUCUAGAACUAGCUGCGAAUACGAAAUGUGUUUAGGAUUUGAAGGCAUAUUCAAAUCUCUGUUUUCAUAGCUGUUCCAAAGAACGAAUGUUGAUUUCUUAACACUUUCACUGAAUGCCUUCCGAAGUUGACAAUUUUGAACAAAAAUCCCUGGACUCAACGUCAAAAUAGAACAACUACAGGAUAUAGUGAUGAGUUCCAGAAUUAGUUGUGAAAUUCCAACAAUUUUCCUGGGAAUUAAUCGAAAUAUACAGAAGCUUAAAUAAAUUGAAUCCAUUUCGAUCUAAAUGUGUGUCAGGCCUUUAUAUAAGGAACUAUAGGAAGAUUUUUACUAAAUAGUCGUUCCCAGGACAAUUGGAUCUUCGCUCCGGAGCGACCCGAUUAUGACGCGACAGCUAUAUCAACUUCUUUCCCCAGGAAAGAAGUAUCGUAUCAACAUCUAAAUAUCAAUAAAGUAGUCGCUAGAGUUUUUAAUCCAAACUGGAAACAAUUAAAACUCACUUUAGUUAUAUCUGAGUUUUAUAUAAAAGUUUACCAGCUGUUGCAAGAUUACUAUUUAGAUUUACAUCAUCAUGAUACUUAUUAUUAAUACAUACAUAGGUAGAAAAAGGUUUUUUUGGAAAAAUGGUAGCAACAUUUAUAGAUCUUUUACUUAUUUCUACUAUAAUGCUUUAAAAUUGUUCUAUUUGCUUUUCUAAUAUUUAACCUUCCAACUCCCUAUUCAGGAUCUAAGGUGUGAGUAAAAUGAAAAUAAAAUGUCUGCAAAAGGCUCAUAUCGCCUUCAAAGUUUUUAUUUAUUAUUUACUCAAUCAAUUAAUUUUAAGUACAAUAAAUCCAUAACAAAAACAUUAACUAACUAAAUUUAGUUUAAUUAAAUAUAUAAAUAACAAUAAAACAUAUAUUUUGUUAAAGCAUUACUGUGAUGCUAUCGAUAUGAGCCUUUUCACAAGCAAUAAUAAUAAAAAACUAAUAAAAUAACUUUAAAGAACCAUUGUACAAUACAACAAAUAAUUAUUAAUAAUAAUUACAAUUAAAAAACCAUAUGUACUUUACUUUAGUAAGGAAAUUACAAAUAAAAUAAACAAAUCAAUAAUAGUAUUUCAACAAAAAAAAAAAAAAAAAAAAUAACUAAAAUAUAUUGUACUAUUUUAAUCCUUUAAUUAAUUACAUAUAAAUAAUUUAAUUUAAAUUGUUUAUUCAAUAACAAAUGAAAGAGCUGUACUAUGUAUGAAAGAGAAAAAAACGCCAGUCCUUUAAAACAAAAAAACAACUUUAUAAACAUAUUUUUAGAAACUGUUUGUAGUAGAGUUUUAAAAUAGUUAACUUUAAAUCAAUAGUAGGGAAAAGUAAACAAUAUAUCAUUAAACAAAAACUGUGUUAUUAAUAAAUUUAAUUUGCCAUAAAACUAAUAAACUAAAAUAAACAUAAAUCUAAAAUUAAUAAAAAAAAAUUUUAAGGAUUCUAUUAAUAUAAUAAUGUUUUUGAAGAAAAGUUUAAUUGGAUUUUAAAGAAAUUUUCUUCAAAAUUAUAUUUACUUACGAAAAGAAAAAGGAUUAGUUUUACAACUAGUUAUAGAAGAUUGGUGUUAAUACCUACAAUUUUUGUUCCAAAUAGUCAACUUUGGAACUGGUUCUGUAAAAGCAAUAUUGAGUCGACCCUGCUUCUAUUGAAAGCUUCAGAACACGAGCCAGUUCAUUAAUCAAUGAACUAUUUUUAGGCCAGAUUUAGAGAACAUAUACUCCUACUUUAGAACUGCUUACGAAAUAGUUCUUUUUUCCACGAUUUUUAUUGAAAUUCUUAAAAUUUGGAGCAAUUUAUAGAAACAGUUGAUGAAUUACACAGGACGUAAAACGUGUAAACGGAAAAGCCGCACAGAUUCCAAAUCUAGCAUCAAAAUUUCUCCAUCCUAUUAAAUUUUUGAGAUUUCGUGUCCUAAAGUUAGAAAAAAGUCCCUUAUAGAAACGGUUGAUGAAUUA